AGACGGCUACAUAGGUACAAUACAUAUAAAAGAGAGCUUUCCAGCUCGUCUUCCCAUUUUGAAAGCCGAUCUGCAGCCGUCGGGUCAGGAUUUUUCCCUCCCUUCUCCACCAAAUAGUGAGCAGCCGUCAUUGCUCAAAAUGACUGGGCUCAAGUUUUUGGUGAUCUGUUUGCUCACCGUCCAAACCUUGGCUGUUCCUCAUCCCUUUGCUUCUCCACGAAAAGAUUGCCGAUUGGAACGUAGUCGAACGGACACCGGGCAAUGCUUCCUCGAGCCAGAAUGUGAGGAGAAGUGCAACACGGUCAAUGAGCAGAAGUGUUCCACCGUGAAGGAAGACGAAUGUUCCACCGUCAACGAACAAGAGUGCUCCACCAAGAACGAGAAGCAAUGUCGCACCAUCCAGGAACAGAAGUGCAGCACGGUCCAAUCUCGAUCCUGUGAGACCGUGAACGAGAAGAAAUGCUCCACGACCAACGAGCGUGAAUGCCAAACUGUCACUGACACGGUCAAUGAGAGGAAAUGCGAGACGGUCAACGAACGGAAGUGCUCCACCAAGAACGAACGGGAAUGUAAAACUGAAAACAAGCAGAAAUGUUCCACGGUCCAAGAGAAGGAGUGUCGUAAUGUUCCGGAGCGAGAAUGCAAGAAGGUACCCAAACAGGAGUGUAAUACGGUCAAUGAAAGGGCGUGUGAGACGGUCAACGAGCAGAAGUGCGAUACUGUCAAUGAGCGGAAAUGCGAAACGGUCAAGGAACAGAAAUGCGAUCGAGUCAUGGAACGUAAAUGCGAAACGGUCCAGGAACAGCAAUGCAGGAAUGUGCCAGAACAGGAAUGCAAGACCGUCAACGAGCGAAAGUGCCAGACCGUGAAUGAGCAAAAAUGCGACACUGUCAACGAACGGGAAUGUAAGACCGUGAAUGAGAGGAAAUGUUCCACUGAAAUGGAAGAGCAGUGCUCCACCAAAAUGGAGAGGGAAUGUUCGACGAAAAAUGAGCGAAAGUGUGAGACCGUCAAUGAGGAGAAAUGUAAUACCGUCAAUGAGAGGAAAUGUGAAACGGUCAAUGAGGAGAAAUGCUCCAUGGUACCCGAACAAGAGUGUGCCACCACACAAGAGCGCGAAUGUAAGACAGUCAACAAACAACAAUGCCGAACGGAGCAAGAACAGCAAUGCUCGACCGUCAAUGAGCAAGUCUGCAAGGAUAUACCCGAGCAAGAAUGCAAGACAGUCCAGGAGCAAGAAUGCAAAACAACCAUGGAGAGGAAGUUUGAGGAGCAGUGUUCCACCGUCAACGAAAAAAAAUGCAAAAAUGUCCCGGAGCAGGAGUGUAAGACCGUCAAUGAACAGGAAUGCAAAACCGUCAACAAGCAAGAGUGUAAGACCAUCAUGGAACGGAAAAUGGAACGUGAGUGUAACACGGUCAACGAGCAGCAAUGCCGAAACGUGCCCGAGCAGCAAUGCUCCACCGUCAUGGAGCAAGAAUGUUCCACCACGAAUUCUCGAACAACGGAGAACCAAUGUACCACCGUCAAUGAACAACAGUGUACCACUGUCAAUGAGCAGAAGUGUUCCACUGUCAACGAACAGCAAUGCUCAACCACUUAUGAGCAACAAUGUUCGACGGUCAUGGAGGAUGAGUGUUCCACCGUUAACAAUCGACAAUGCACUACAGUUAAUGAACAACAAUGUUCGACAGUCAACAAGCAGCAAUGCUCCAGCAUCAACGAACGAAAGUGUUCGACGGUCAACGAACAGCAAUGUUCCACUGUGAACCAACAGCAGUGUUCCACGGUCAAUGAGCAACAAUGCUCCACCGUUAACGAGCAGCAAUGCUCCACCGUCAAUGAGCAACAAUGCUCCACCAUCAACGAGCAAAAGUGUUCCACCAACAUGGAGCGUGAAUGUUCCACUACUUACGAAACCGUCACCGAACAGCAAUGUUCCAAUGGAGGUCAAGCGCAAUGUAAGACCGUGUAUGAUACCAAGAACGAACAGCAAUGCAACACUGUUAACGAGCAGCAAUGCAAAAAGGUUUGGAAGCAAGUUUGUGAUGGUGGAAACUCCGGAGGCCACAGCAGUUCCAGAAGUAGCAGCACAAGGAGCUCUUCAGGAGGAUAUGGGAGCAGUGGAGGUCAUAAACGGUGGAAAAGAAGUGCUAGUCCGUUCUUCCUCAAUAAAUUGCAGAAACUGUUCGGCAAAAACAACAACCGAGGCGGACACCGACGUUCUUAUAAUAGAGGAAGAAACAAUCGACACCAUGGUGGAAACCGGGGAGGAAACCGAGGUCACAGGAAGAUUAGUAACGGAGGUCAAUACCAACAAAAGCAGCAGCAACAACAACAACAGUGUAGGAUGGUGGAGCAACAAGAAUGUAAUACUGUUCCCAGACAACAAUGCUCCACUGUCACAAAACAGGUUCCUCGUCAAGAUUGCUCAGGUGGUAGUCAACAGGUCUGCAAGCCUGUAACCCGUCAAGUUCCCAAAGAAAGUUGUCGUAAUGUGCCAAGGCAGAGUUGCCGAAAUGUUCCCCGUCAGCAAUGUUCCAAUGUGCCCAAGCAACAAUGUCGCAAUGUUCCACGACAAUCAUGCAAGACUGUUCCACGCCAGCAAUGUCGAAAUGUUCCAUCCCAACAAUGUAAAACAGUCCCCCGACAGAGUUGUCAAAUGGUGCCCCAACAGCGAUGCUCCAAUGUUCCUCAACAGGAGUGUAAAACCGUUCCCAGGCAAUCCUGCUCUAAUGUUCCAAGCACUCAAUGUAAGAAGGUUCCCAAGCAAAGUUGUCGUUCGGUUCCAAUGCAGAAAUGCAACAUGGUACCCCGACAAAACUGUCAAAAUGUACCUCGACAGCAGUGUAAAAACGUUCCUCGGCAGCAAUGUAAACAGGUUCCUCGUAACAACCCCAUGCAACAAUGCCGCAUGGUUCCCAAGCAGAAAUGUACCACGGUGAACUCCCAGAAGUGCGAGAACGUUCCUCGACAGAAGUGCUCAAUGAUCCCCAAGAUGACUCCAAAGCAAGAUUGCAAAAAUGUUCCACAACAACAAUGCCGAAAUGUUCCUAAGCAGCAGUGUCAGACUAAGCAGACACAAAAGUGUGAAAAUGUUCCACGUCAAGAUUGUAAACAGGUGCCUCGUAUGGUUCCACAGCAACAAUGUCGAAUGGUUCCCCGGCAAAAAUGUGAGACCAAGACCCGGAAGCAAUGCCAGAACGAGCCUCGCCAGCAAUGCCGUACUGUUCCCAAACAAAAUUGUCAGACACUUCCCGAACAGAAGUGCCAAAAUGUUCCCAAGCAGUCUUGCAAAACUGUUAUGAAGCGGCGGUGUCAAAAUGUUCCCCAACAGAAGUGCCGGAACGUUCCAGAGAGGAAAUGUCAAACUGUUCCACGGCAGCAAUGUAAGAAUGUUCCCAAGGAGGAAUGCCGCAAUGUUCCCAAGCGCGAUUGCAAGAAGGUGCCCAAGCAAAUGUGCCGUAAUGUUCCCAAGGAAAUGUGUCAAAACGUUCCCCGGGAAAAAUGCCGCAACGAGCCCAAGCAAGAAUGUAAGAACGUCCCGGAGCAGAAGUGUACCACGGUCCAAACGCGCAAAUGCGAUUCAGUUCCAAGGCAGAAAUGUAGCAUGGUUCCGAGUCAAAAAUGCCGCGAUGUCGAUCGCGAGGUUUGCAAGAAUGUUCCCCAACAGAAAUGCCGCAAUGUUCCAAGGGAGCAAUGUCGCAAUGUUCCCCGACAAGCUUGCGAGACCGUUCAAAAGGAGGAGUGCCAAACGGUGCAGAAGGAGCAAUGCCGCAUGGUUCCCAAACAGCAAUGUAAGAAUGUUCCCGAACAAGUUUGCAAAAACGUUCCCAAAGAGGAAUGUAAGAACGUUCCCAAGCAAGACUGCAAGAAUGUCCCACGACAGGUCAGUCGCCAGGAUUGCAAGAAUGUUCCCAAGGAGGUGUGCCGAGAUGUUCCCAAACAGGAAUGCCGAAAUGUGCCCAAAGAGGAAUGUAAGAGUGUUCCUCGACAGGAAUGCCAGACCAUUCCUCGCCAAGAGUGCAAGUCAGUACCGAAGCAGAAAUGCCAGAAAGUCGAUCGCCAGGUUUGCAAAAACGAACCUCGAGAGGUUUGUAAGGAACAAUGCGAGGAUCUGUACUGGUGUAAGGUGUGCAAUUGAUGGAAACAGUCAAUUAUGCUUUAAUUUCCCAACCAGUCCUCAAUGGAGCCAGCCGAGUCAUCAGUAUCAUGUGCAAACUCAUCAUUCCCACUGCCACUGCCCAUUCGUGAUAACUUUGAAAUAUAUACAGUUACCGAAAACUCA
This is a messenger RNA of Tigriopus californicus, 4288 nucleotides long. RefSeq names its product axoneme-associated protein mst101(2)-like. The record is from RefSeq and is a predicted model, not a curated record. The transcript has 2 exons. Lineage: Eukaryota; Metazoa; Arthropoda; Copepoda; Harpacticoida; Harpacticidae. Bases 140 to 4144 code for a protein of 1334 amino acids.